AUGCCCUCCAUUCGCACCUCAGCACCCACAGUCAUCCACUCUGUUCCCUCUUCACCCAAGAUGAACAGGUCGGUUGGCUUCUACCAAGACCCCGUCGAGGGUGUCUCGCGCCCAGUCAACACUUCCGAGUCCUGGGCAGCCUACAACUUCGAGACGCAUGCCCGCAAGUGUGCCUACUGCCACAACCCUUACGAAGUCCACCGCAGCCGUGAGCAGCUCUGUGAGGCCGGCCACCGUCUUGCCCAAGAAGUGGCCCGCUUCAUCUACAACAAGUCCGACGGCAAGACCUACUCCACUGUCGAGGAAGACCACAAGCCUGUCCGCGUUGAGCUCCCAGCCGGAUACGUCGAGGUCGCCAGUCUCCUGAAGGCCAUCGAGCGCAGCCUUCGACACAGGUCUCGACGAUCAUUCGUCUCCAUGGACAGCAGCUACUACGUUGCACCUCGCGUCCCCUCAUCACCAGUCAAGCGCUCCAGCUCCGUCAAAGUCACACAGGAGCCCAAGACCAAGACCAAGAACAAGACCAAAUCCCGCCCACGCCCACACUCUGGCGAGAUUGUCGACUGGCCGCAAUCCAAGCGCGUCCUCACUGAAAUCAGCAACACGGCAAACACCAAGCGCGGCUCUCUCUAUGAGGAGGACUUGGCCCUCCAACGCCGCAACGCCAACAAGUACAAGGUCGAAGUCCGCGAACCGUCAGCACGCGACCUCCGCGACCACCGCUCCUCGGGCUACUACCGCUGAAUAAAGCCCGGACAUGUUUGCAUUCGCGCCAUACACCAUAACCCACACUAAGACACAAGUCUGAACACACUACACCACCACAUCGGUCACCCGAUGCACGCGGACGCUGCAAAAGCUCCGCGCCAAUCCGCCGCUUGCACAUCGACUCUUCAUAUAUUGAAAGCUUUGUUUGGUAAUGCCGGCGGGUCACUGGACAUGAGACAGGAUACUAUUAAUGGUCACGAUGAUGAUGGACUCCACCGAUACAGGUGUUGAGGCAACGAUGAGGAAGGGACCCUGGGACGGGUUUUCUGGGCAUGACGAUGACAAUGCAGGGAUCUGGGCAACUUCUUUACUUAGUAGCAUCUAUUGAAUCCAGGGUUUUCUUGAA
Messenger RNA from Parastagonospora nodorum SN15, 1114 nucleotides. RefSeq lists its product as hypothetical. Lineage: Eukaryota; Fungi; Ascomycota; Dothideomycetes; Pleosporales; Phaeosphaeriaceae. The transcript has a single exon. The coding region runs from base 1 to 744 and encodes 247 amino acids. The record is from RefSeq and is a predicted model, not a curated record.